Molecule: messenger RNA, 1070 nt
Organism: Mollisia scopiformis
Lineage: Eukaryota; Fungi; Ascomycota; Leotiomycetes; Helotiales; Mollisiaceae
Exons: 2
Coding region: 329-889 (186 amino acids)
Source: RefSeq, a predicted model, not a curated record
CGACUGUGAUAUAUCUGACAAAACAUAUGCGGAGAAAGCCUCUGAUGGAAGGGAAAAAGUCGAGACUCCAUGCUGUCUUGCCAGGCUGUGGAACCACUCCGAUCGAACCCUUUUUUCAGAAGGCUGGCCAGAAACGAAGGAUAAACCCCGGGAGAGCUAUUCCUAACAUCGUAAGUGCAGACGCUCGGACCAUGUAUAGACUUAGGGAGGUAGUCGUUUCGUAGCUUCAUUUUCUUUGUCUUGAAUAACAACGACAACGCGAAGACGAUCGCAACGACCCUUUCCACGAAAUCAACGUCGCCAGGUGAUUUGUGAAUGUUGGGAGCUGAUGAUGUCUAACAAGCCAAAGAAUACCCCGGCUUACGGCUACCGCCGAGUUGGGACUAGGGCAGAACAUCGCGAAUCUACCCCGUUGGUUGUGUCACCUGAUCACCUCGAAAUUCACCUAAACCAAAACCUCGAGAACCACCUAAAAAACAAACUCGAAAACCCAAUCGAGCAAUUCAGUCACCGCGACCUUCCACCCCCCUACCAUCCUCGUACGGAGAUUGCCACAAUGGACCCUACAGAGAUUCCCGCAAAGGACAACCAUGCAGAGAUUGCCACAAUGGACAACACAGAGAUUCCCGCAAAGGACAACCGUACAAAGAAUCCUGCAAAGGGCAACGACCUGGAGCGAGGAAUUCUCACCGAGCGAAGCCCGCUACUUAGUAUUGCACCACUGUCACUUAGUCUUACUGCGCCACUCUCCAUCACCACCUCCGGCGUGCGGGUCCACAUCAACCGCUCCUGCACAUUCCUCUUAUUCCUCCUCGCAAUCCUGGUAGGAGUUGCGUUUCUUGCUAUCGCGGCCUGCUAUGUCUGGAAGACGAUUCGAGGAGGUGUCUAGAAUCUUCGAUUACACACGACCUUCGCAACGUCUUUCCGUAGAGCCGCGUUAACUGAUCUUGGGGAGUUUUUUGCACGGAGAACUGGCGUUGGGGGAGCGAAAAUUUGGAUUGGGAGGCGUUGAGAUUCCAAUCAAAGCGAAGCUUUUCUGACCAUCAACUUGACCUAUUCACCCUUCGCGU